CAACAUCAGUACAUCACAAGGUGAAGGUGGAUAAAGUUCAAAAUAAAGUAACGAACGCCACGGUCCACUGCAUUUGCACGGUUAUGUUUAAAAUACGAAGAAUAUUUAUCCACUUCGUUCGAUUUUCUUCCAACUAUUUCUCGAAGUACUCACGCUCUCAGGUAUCAAUUUACUUGGUUACAUUACCUUGCCAAAUUCUUCCUUCUUUUCUUUCAACUUCUCUGUUUGCUUUUUCUUUACUUGGUUGGGAGUCUAACAAAAAAAUGGAAACUACAAGAGAAAAAUUAUCUGAUGAUAGUGAUAUUGUAAAAUAUGCUGAAGAACUUUACUUAUCAAAGUACGAGAAAGAGAAAGAAGUUGAAGUUGUCAAAAGUCUUCAUUCCUAUCUCAGUCAAUAUAAAGAUUCUUCUAAUCCUGAUAUCUUAUGGCGAUUGGCUCGUUCUUGUUAUGAUCUUUCUAAACUCUCUAUUACUGAAGAUGCAAAAAAGGCUUUAACUUACGAAGCUCAUGAGAUUGCCAAACAAGCUUUAGAGAAUGGCAAAGAUAAUUUUUCUUGUCAUUGUUGGUUUGCAAUAACAUUGAGUGAGGUUGGAGAUUAUGAAGGAAUAAAACAGAAGAUUUCUAAUGCCUAUAAAAUUCAAGAGCAUUUCAAAAAAGCCAUAGAGUUAAAUCCUUGUGAUGCAACAUCAUAUCACUUAUAUGGUCGUUGGUGUUUCACUAUUGCAGAUGUUCCAUGGUAUCAAAGAAAGAUUGCAAGUGCAAUUUUUGAAACACCGCCUUCCUCAACGUAUGAAGAAGCUGCUGAAUAUUUUGAGCGUGCAGAAAGUGUAAAAGCAAGUUUUUACAGUCCAAAUCAACUUAUGAUUGCCAAAUGUUACUUACGUCUUAACAACAAAGCGAAAGCAAAAGAAUGGUUGGAAAAACUCAUAAAAUAUGAUGUUCAAACAGAAGAAGAUGUGUUAACCGUUAAAGAAGGAGAAGAACUGUUGGGAAAGUGUUGAUGUUGAAAUCUUAUGAGGUGUUAGUUUAUUUUGCUUAACAAAAGAAAAAAAAUGUGUGAAAUAUUUUUUUCUUGACAUUCCUUUUUUUCAAUUCAAUCGUCUUUAUUUUGUAUUGUAUUUUUGUUUUGACUUUAUUGAAACUAGUUUAAUAUCAAUAUAAGUGUUGCACAUGUCGUUUGUUACUUGGUAUUAAGGUCUAUUAUAAUUACAUUUGCUAUGUUUGAAUUGGCAGUGAUAAUGAGUCAUAAAAUUCUUGCAUUUUC
This is a messenger RNA of Xenia sp. Carnegie-2017, 1264 nucleotides long. Its product is annotated as regulator of microtubule dynamics protein 1-like. The record is from RefSeq and is a predicted model, not a curated record. Gene Ontology annotation, cellular component: mitotic spindle pole; cytoplasm; spindle microtubule. Lineage: Eukaryota; Metazoa; Cnidaria; Anthozoa; Malacalcyonacea; Xeniidae. Gene Ontology annotation, molecular function: microtubule binding.